This is a messenger RNA of Aethalodelphis obliquidens (Pacific white-sided dolphin), 2044 nucleotides long. RefSeq names its product nicolin 1, tubulin polyglutamylase complex subunit (gene NICN1). The coding region runs from base 47 to 757 and encodes 236 amino acids. Gene Ontology annotation, cellular component: nucleoplasm. The record is from RefSeq and is a predicted model, not a curated record. NCBI's taxonomy places the organism in Eukaryota, Metazoa, Chordata, Mammalia, Artiodactyla, Delphinidae. The transcript has 6 exons.
CGCCGGGAAAGACCAUUGGUCUUACUUGGUCGCGGCCGCUGCCACCAUGUCCCGCGUGUCGGUCCCUUGUCAUGUGAAAGGUACCGUGGCCCUGCAGGUGGGCGACGUGCGGACCUCCCAAGGCCGGCCUGGCGUGCUGGUCAUCGAUGUCACCUUCCCCAGCGUCGCGCCCUUCGAGUUGCAGGAGAUCAUGUUUAAGAAUUACUACACAGCCUUUCUGACCAUCCGUGUUCGCCAGCACACCUCAACACACACUCCAGCCAAGUGGGUGACCUGCCUUCGGGACUACUGCCUGAUGCCUGACCCACACAGUGAGGAGGGAGCUCAGGAGUAUGUAUCGCUGUUCAAGCACCAGAUGCUGUGUGACAUGGGCAAAGUACUGGAACUACGCCUGAUUCUGCGACAGCCAUCACCACUGUGGUUGUCUUUCACGGUGGAGGAGCUGCAGAUCUACAAACAGGGACCAAAGGACCUUGGGAUCUGGUUCCAGGUCUCUCCUACUCUGCCCGCCUCAGGGCAGUAUGCCUUUGCUUUGCAGAGCCCUUCCAUGACCUUCCCCAAGUGGCUCUCGCACCCAGUGCCUUGUGAGCAGCCUGCUCCCCUUCUUGAGGGUCUCCCAGACCCCAGCAGGGUAUCAUCCGAGGUACAGCAGAUGUGGGCGCUGACAGAGAUGAUCCGGGCCAGUCAUACCUCCACAAGGAUCGGCCGCUUUGAUGUGGAUGGCUGUUAUGACCUGAACUUGCUCUCCUACACUUGAGCUGUGGCCCUUAGUCAAGACGUUGGCCUUCCGUGCCCAUCCAGGCCCAGCUUGGGCCAUCAGAGGCUGAAGUGCUGUCCCUGUGCAUUCCGAGUGUUGCCUGCAUGCGCAUUCUGUCAGGACCACGUUCACAGAGUCAAGAUUCUUGGGGGCUCACUGUGUUGCUUUAGCAUGAACUCCUGGAGGGGAUACACUCUGUCCUCACCUGACUGCAACCCAAACCUCCUCCUUCGCCCUCCCUAAAAACACUCCAGUUCUAUUCCUAAGAAUCCCCCUGUGCCCUCUGUCUCCCCUGCCAACAUGAACAUUCCUGUCUUCUGCCUGCUCCCUCACCCUGAGUGUAGUAGGCUGGGUAACCUACUAGAACCUGCUCUGUCUAGCCUUGGAAGACUGCUGUAACUUGGCAGUCGUAGUUUGGAAGCUUGAAGGAGAAACAGGAGCCGCGUUUUUCCUUCUGCGCCCCCUAAUGGUCUUCUUUCCCUUUGUAUUAUGCCCACAAAAAGAAAAUUCCUAUCUAAACUCUUCUGCUGCUUGCCUGGGGAGCCACACAAAGCUGGGAAUUUGGGCAGCCUGAGUCCCUCGGUGCCUGAGUUGGCUCCUGGAUGUGUGUUCAAAUGGGUCUGCCCCCAUCCAUCGGGUCUGGGCGGGUGCCCUGGGCAAGGCUGGGGCCUGAAAAUGAGUCCUGGGACCUGUCUGCCAUCUGACAGAGCCCAAAGCGCAUCCUUGUCCCUCUUCCAGUUGCCCCCAUCUAAGAGCCACGCUCAGUGUGAUGAGAGAUCAACCUCGGUGGUGGUGGUGGGGGCCAGGUGAGGGUUCUCAUUGGUGUCUUUUAAGAGGCUGAGGUUUUCUACAACCCCAGGCCAGCAGCUGAAUAAGACAGGCUGCUGCUCCUUAUGAGAAAAUCCUGCUUCUCUCUGUUUUUUCCUGGCUUGCUUCUGGGGGCUGUUAUGAGGCAGUACUGCAACAUGUGUUGGACCUGGAAAAUUGGAUGUUUGUGUGGCUCAACAGCUUUCUAGGGGAAGGGCAGCCACUUUUUGGUGGCCACCUUCUGAUGUCACCUAUCAGAGUUCUUGUAGGUGGUAUCUGCCUGCAGGGUCAUUUACUAAGCCCCAUUCAGCUUUUGCUAAGAGGGUAAUGAUCAGCCUUGUGCUCAGGGAGUAGCAGCUCUCAGUGUGUAUGUGAGUGAGGGGGGAGGUCCCUGGGAUGGCAGGGACCCUGCUUUGCACAGCUCUGUCCCCAGCACAGGGCCUAGUGUGCAGCAAGAUCAAUAAAUACUUGUGGAAUGCA